GGGUUGCAACAUGCAAGCAAUGGACUGCCAUAAGUUGUUGACAACAAACAAAAAAGGACUAGAGUUCUCUAAAAAAUGGGUUCCAGUGAGGAUCACUUUUCUUGCGCAAUGGAAUUGGUUAACUCCAUACCAUUGGCCAUGGUGUUAGCGAGCACAAUCAAGCUUAAGGUUCUAGAGGCUAUAGCCGAAAUGGGACCAGAUGCCCGAGUCUCAACUCGUGAUAUUGCCUCUCGUUUAUCAAUCUCCAACCAAGAUGCGCCCACCAUGCUAGACCGUAUGCUUGGUUUGCUUGCUAGCCACUCGAUUGUCACUUGCACCGAAGAGGUCCAUGAAUCAAGGCACAUUCGAAUGUACGGACUCACCCCCAUGGCCAAAUACUUCAUCCCGAACGAAGAUGGGGCAUCCAUAGGUCCUCUCAUGAGCUUAAAUCAAGAUAAAGUAUUUAUUGACGGAUGGCUUGAACUUGAAGAUGCAGUCCUUAACGGAGGCGUUCCAUUUGACAAGGCUCAUGGAGCAAACGCAUUUGAAUAUCCAACAUUAGAUGCAAGAUUCAGUGAGGUUUUCCAUAAAGCCAUGAUGGAUCAUAGUACUAUUGUAAUGAAGGAAAUUCUGAAGCACUAUCGUGGUUUCGACAAUCUCGGAUGUGUGGUUGAUGUUGGAGGUGGUCAAGGGAUCACACUUAGUAUGAUUGUAUCGAAGCAUCCCACCAUUAAGGGGAUUAAUUUCGAUUUGCCACAUGUGACUCAACAUGCACCCGUAUAUCCAGGUAUAGAACAUGUCGGAGGAGAUAUGUUUAAAGAGGUUCCUAAAGGAGAUGUCAUUUUUAUGAAGUGGAUUUUACAUGAUUGGAGUGAUGAUUCUUGCAUAAAGUUACUAAAGAACUGCUAUAGGUCUUUGCCUGAAAACGGAAAGGUUAUUAUCGUAGAUGCGAUUCUAUCUUUUGUACCAGACACGAGCUCGUCUGGCAAAGUCAACAGUGGCUUAGAUGUGGUGAUGAUGGCUCAUUCUCAAGGUGGAAAGGAGCGCACUGAGGAUGAGUUUCUUGCACUAGCUAAAGGUGGUGGAUUCACAGGGAUUAGAAAGGAAUGUUUUGUUUGCAACUCAUGGGUCAUGGAAUUCUACAAGUAGAUUUAUUUCUAGUUGUUGUUUCAACAAAAACUUAAACCCAUAAUAAAAUCCAAACAAUAAAGUGUGUAAACAUUAACCAAACACCAAAGGGUUUGGUUAAUAUUUACACUCAAAACUAGUUGGAAAAAAAAACCCAAACGUGUAAGAUUUUGUGCUAUACAUUUUUUUAUGUUUUA
This is a messenger RNA of Helianthus annuus (common sunflower), 1304 nucleotides long. Its product is annotated as caffeic acid 3-O-methyltransferase. The transcript has 4 exons. Gene Ontology annotation, molecular function: O-methyltransferase activity; protein dimerization activity; S-adenosylmethionine-dependent methyltransferase activity. Bases 76 to 1128 code for a protein of 350 amino acids. NCBI's taxonomy places the organism in Eukaryota, Viridiplantae, Streptophyta, Magnoliopsida, Asterales, Asteraceae. The record is from RefSeq and is a predicted model, not a curated record. Gene Ontology annotation, biological process: methylation.